CCUUCCUCCUCUUCCCAAAACCAAAAGUGAACAGGAAAAAAAACCCUCUCAAUCCAACCCACACAAAAAGAAGAAGAAAAAAAAAACCCAACACCCCCUGAAUACUCUGUUCACGAAAAUGGCCAACAGGAAAUCAUCAAACAAGCUCCCACAGACGGCCGUAAUCAAGCAAAUCCUCAAGAGAUGCUCCAGCCUGGGCAAGCGCAACGGCUACCACGACGGCAGCUGCGGCGGCCUCCCGCUCGACGUCCCCAAGGGCCACUUCGUCGUCUACGUCGGCGAGAACCGGAGUAGGUACAUUGUCCCCAUUUCCUUCCUCACCCGCCCCGAGUUCCAGACCCUGCUCCACCAGGCGGAGGAAGAGUUUGGGUUCGACCACGACAUGGGUCUCACCAUCCCUUGCGAAGAAGUCGUCUUCCAGUCCUUAACUUCCAUGCUCUCCGCCUAGCCAAUAACAAGAAGAAGAAGAAGAAUACUUGUUGGGAGUGAGUGAUUCGGGGCUUCUUCUUUUUUUGAGGUACUAGAAGAGUAAUUUGGACGAACUUGGAGGGGAGAUUGUUGAUGAAGCUGCUUAACUUGCUUCUCACUUUCUUUCCGAAUUCCAAACUCUCAGUCUCCUACCUCUUUUUUUUUUUUUUUUUUUUUCCUUCUCAUUUGACGAAUUUUAUCCGACUCGAACCGGACCGGACCUGUUAUUUUGGUUGGGGAGGGGUUGCUGCUGAUGCCUUGUAAAUCUGUGGAGGUGUGCUAGAGUUGGAUUUUGGUUCGAGGAGACGGGGGUUGGACCGUAAUUAAAAUUGACUGCUGGGGUUUGGAUGUAUUGGUUACGUUCCUUGACUCUAAUGAUCGUGAUUAUAGAAAAAAAGAUUGUUAGCCCCAAAGUGAUGACUAAUGACGAUUAUGGAUACGAGGUGCAUUGGUUCUUGGGGGACUUGGGUCCUCGUGCCUUUUGAUUAUGUUUGCUUGCUUGUUUCACUUGAUUACGGGAUCUUGUCUUUUAGCUUUAGGCGUAAGUAAGUUAAGUGCAGGGCAGAGAGCAGGGGUACAGUUUAUUUCGGUUAUGAAAAUUGUUCUUAACCGACACCUACCCGCCGAAUGUUUUUGUCAAGUGGGCAAAACUGGAGAAAUUCGAUUUCAAUUAAUGAACAAACAAAAAAUAA
This is a messenger RNA of Linum trigynum, 1160 nucleotides long. The record is from the annotation of a GenBank genome assembly. Lineage: Eukaryota; Viridiplantae; Streptophyta; Magnoliopsida; Malpighiales; Linaceae.